This is a messenger RNA of Phanerochaete carnosa HHB-10118-sp, 913 nucleotides long. RefSeq lists its product as uncharacterized. The transcript has 4 exons. Lineage: Eukaryota; Fungi; Basidiomycota; Agaricomycetes; Polyporales; Phanerochaetaceae. The annotation marks the transcript as partial. The record is from RefSeq and is a predicted model, not a curated record.
UAUCACGACAAUAUUGCUCACUCAUCACCAAAACAAUGGUGGUCACUUACCAGUAAAUUGCCACUUACAAUGCACGACCACUUAAACAAGCAACUAAUCACCUCACGAACAAUUAAUCAUGUCGUCUCCACUCCUGAUGCCGGUGCACUCGCGCGAGAGCACCACAGACUUGCAGACGGACGUGACAAGCGUCGCGUCGUUGCGGCGCGUGUCCGCCAGCGCGGCGUCGAUGCUCCAGAUGCGGCCGCAUGCGCCGUCAUCGUCUCGCCUGCUGUUCACCAGGCCUACACGACUUGCCGUCCCUCUACCAACACGCCGCUCUCGGUCUCAAUCAACUCAAUAUCUCCCCGCAUGCAGAUAUCUUCCUUAUUCCCGCACAAUGCGUCUCCGUCGUCUCCAUCCCCCCGCUUGCGUCCGUCCUCCUCCUCGCCCGACCACGCCGAGGCGUACACCUUCAUCCACCCCUCCCUCAACAUCUACUUCGCCGACCUUUUAUCUGCCGCGUGGCACCACCCACUGCUCGACGGCAGGCUGCUCACGCUGCGCGCGCACUGUGACGCCACGGCGCUCAUGCGCACGUACCGCGUGCUCUGUGGGUGCAGCCCCGGCACGGAGCUCAUCGCGAGCGUCGCCGCCGCGCCCAGCGAGGACACGAGCGAAAAUGACGACGAGCUCCGCACCUCUCACGCAAACGUGCACUUCGAGGACGCGUGGCUCGGCGCCGAGAUCCACGCGGGCCGCCGCAAGAUGGGGAGCGUGCGCAGCGUCGAGGUACACGUCAAGGGACCUGACGUCGACGCCAGGGCCGAUCAUGCCUCCCCUGGUCGUGCACACGACGGGCCGCCACGCGCUGCGCACGGCGGCGUGUGGGACGUGAGCGAGAUCGACGCCGAGCGGGUCUUCCCCCGCGCGG